AUGUCGUCCCUGGAGGAGGACAGCUGCGUGACUGCGUCUCUUACUGAAACAGAACCGCCGGGAUUCGCUCAGUCAUCCCUGUGGUCCGGAUUACUGCAUGUGAAAUCCCUCUGGGUUCACUUGUAUGGAGCCAUGAGAGGAUCCCCAGAAAACGGGAUGCACCGUAUUAGGCUGGAGGAGCCACAGCUUGAACGCCAGGAUUUAAUCCGUGAUCUUAAGUCUGAACUUAGCAGAGACUUUGAAGACCUGGUUGUUGCCAUGUUGAAGACCCCUGCGCAGUUUGAUGCCUCUGAGAUGAGGGAGGCUAUAAAGGGUGCUGGAACUGAUGAAGCGUGUCUGAUUGAGAUCUUAUCGUCACGUUCCAACGCAGAGAUUCAAGAGAUCAACAAAGUCUACAAAGCUGAAUAUGGAAAGAAACUGGAGGACGCCAUUACCAGCGACACCUCUGGUCACUUCCGCAGACUCCUGGUGUCUCUUUGUCAGGGAUGUCGUGAUGAAAGGGAGACUGUUGACAUCUCGCUGGCAAAACAGGACGCUCAGAAAUUGUAUGCGGCUGGUGAAAAUAAAGUGGGAACUGAUGAGUCACAGUUCAAUGCAAUCCUGUGCGCUCGCAGCAAGCCCCACCUGCGUGCAGUCUUCAAGGAGUACCAGCAGAUGACUGGGAAAGACGUUGAAAAGAGUAUAUGCAGGGAAAUGUCUGGAAAUCUGGAGUCUGGGAUGGUGGCUGUUGUCAAGUGCAUCAAGAAUACUCCAGCCUACUUUGCUGAACGGCUCAACAAGGCCAUGAAGGUACACUGUUUCCAUCAUCUUUUCGUUUCUUUAUAAUAGUGAAAAGCUG
Molecule: messenger RNA, 838 nt
Organism: Poecilia reticulata (guppy)
Lineage: Eukaryota; Metazoa; Chordata; Actinopteri; Cyprinodontiformes; Poeciliidae
Source: RefSeq, a predicted model, not a curated record